CCGAACUACUACAAAGUAAACCGCUAACAUGGCUACAAGUCGUGGAGAACGUGAACUGCAGCAGAAAAGUAAGAAAGCGCUCCGGAGUGCCACUGAUCCCGUAGAAAGAUUAAGACUACAGUGUCUUAGCAGAGGAGCAUCUGGAAUCAAAGGGCUUGGCCGAGCAUUCAAAAUAAUGGAUGAUGAUGGAAACAGAUCAAUAGAUUUUAAAGAAUUCAGUAAAGGGAUCCACGAUUAUGGAGUUGUGAUGGACAAGGAUGAAAUAAAAACAUGUUUCAGUAACCUUGAUAAAGAUGGUUCUGGUGCAUUAGAUUUUGAUGAAUUCUUACUGGCAUUGAGGCCGCCAAUGUCAAACGCACGAAAAGGAUUGAUUACAAAGGCAUUUCAUAAGUUGGACAAAACUGGAGAUGGUGUCAUCACUAUUGAAGAUCUUAAAGGUGUUUACAACUGUUCAAAGCACCCCAAAUAUAUAAAUGGAGAGAUGACAGAAGACCAAAUUCUAGGCAUAUUUUUGAAAUCGUUUGACACCCCAAAUGACCCAGAUGGAACGAUCACGGAAGAAGAAUUUCUGAAUUACUACUGUGGAGUCAGUGCAUCUGUAGACAACGAUGCUUAUUUUGCUCUGAUGAUGAAAAAUUCAUGGGGUGUAACAAAGGAAGAAUUCGAUAAUUACUAUGCUGGAGUAAGUGCGUCUAUAGAUAAUGACGCUUAUUUCAAUCUGAUGAUGCAAAAUGCGUGGAAAAUUUAA
Molecule: messenger RNA, 748 nt
Organism: Ylistrum balloti
Lineage: Eukaryota; Metazoa; Mollusca; Bivalvia; Pectinida; Pectinidae
Product: calcyphosin-like protein
Exons: 6
Coding region: 29-748 (239 amino acids)
Molecular function (GO): calcium ion binding
Source: RefSeq, a predicted model, not a curated record